Messenger RNA from Mercenaria mercenaria, 989 nucleotides. RefSeq names its product peptidoglycan-recognition protein SC2-like. The transcript has 5 exons. NCBI's taxonomy places the organism in Eukaryota, Metazoa, Mollusca, Bivalvia, Venerida, Veneridae. Bases 134 to 931 code for a protein of 265 amino acids. Gene Ontology annotation, biological process: peptidoglycan catabolic process. Gene Ontology annotation, molecular function: zinc ion binding; N-acetylmuramoyl-L-alanine amidase activity. The record is from RefSeq and is a predicted model, not a curated record.
AUUUGUUAAACAUCUUUUCUUAUCAUAAAAUUCGGCCACAUUAUCUAGUACGCCUAGAUUACAGACAAAAUCUUCAAUUAAUCGUGAAGUCUACGUUCUGAUUAAUAGUGUUUUUUUUGUGAAACAACAGAUAAUGUACUUUGUACUGCUGGUCCUUACUGCCUUGUUUGGUGUUGACAACGUUCAGGGUUCUCAGUGCGCAUGCGCCACUACUGACGUCCAUGUUAGAAAUGGAGCUGGAACCACCCAUACCAUACUGACAACCCUGGCCACAGGCCAUUGUCUUACCUUUAAAGGACACCGACAAACUGUCAGUGGAGCAUCUUGGGUAAACGUGAACUAUCAUGGACAGGAUGGGUGGAUACAUGAAGGAUACGUUAGAAUAUCUACUUGUGCUUCUAGCUCAAGUCAUAGCCAUGUACAGCUACCUGGAUGCCCCAAAAUCAUAACACGUGCGGAAUGGGGCGCUCGUGCAUCCACCUCCACACACGGAAAACUGCAUCUCCCAGUAAAAUACAUGUUUAUACAUCACGGCGGCGUACCUCACUACUGCCAUACAAAGGCCGAGUGUAUACAACAGGUGAAAGGCUACCAAAAUUACCACAUGGAUGGUCACGGCUGGUCUGAUAUCGGAUACAGCUUUGUUGUUGGGGAGGACGGCAAUGUUUAUGAAGCUCGAGGUUGGGACGAUGUUGGUGCGCAUACGCUCAAUUACAACAGUGUGGGACUUGCAAUAUGUGUGAUCGGAGACUUCACUAACCGCGCACCAAACGACGCUGCACUUAAUGCUGUCAAACAGUUGAUCUCAUGCGGAGCUGCUAAUGGAAAACUUUCCAGUUCCUACCUUUUGCGGGGACACCGAGACGUGGGUUCAACGGCUUGUCCUGGAAAUAAACUUUACGAUCUCAUCCAGCACUGGCCACACUACUAGAUAUGAAGCAUUCACGUGAUGAAAUUCCUUGUUCUUAAAUGAAUAAAGAAUUUGUAAC